AUGGCGACCACAUCUCCUCAGAUCAAGCUUUACACGCACCCGCUCAGUMCAUGGUCUCACCGUGUGCACAUUGCACUGGACGAGCUCAAAGUCCCCUACGAGCAAGAGAUUGUGGACAUCACCAAGCCUCGGACACCCGAGUACCUMGCUGUGAACCCCCGAGGAAAAGUUCCAGCCCUGUCCUACAAUGGAGAGACGAUGAGCGAGUCUGGUGUGAUUGCCAUGUUCCUCGCAGACAAACAUGGAUCGACCUCGGGCCUGCUUCCAUCGUCCACAACUGCGAGCGGACCACUCCUUCGUGCUCGCAUUUCAUUCUUCGUCGACACGUACUUGAACAGAGUGCAGCCCAUUUUCAUGAGUGCUCACCGUUGCAAGUCGGAUGAGGAGCGCAACGCCGUGCUGAAGGACUUUGUCAAUGCAGCUGCCACGGAACUCGACCCUUUGCUUGCAGAUGCGGCACCAUUUUUUGGCGGGUCUAGCGAACUGACACUUGCAGAGGUCUUGACGGGCUCCUUUCUCUUGCGGGCGUACCUUUUUCCCAAGAAUGGGCUUUUGUCACCGACUCUUCUUACCGAACUAGCGGAGAAAGCGCCUGCUUUCGACACCUGGGCGAAGAAGGUCAUGGAGCAUCCCAGCGUGAGCGGAGGCAUCUGGGAUGAAGAGGCGAUUGUGGCCAACAUCAAGCGGAGGAUGGCUGGCUGA
This is a messenger RNA of Ramularia collo-cygni, 702 nucleotides long. RefSeq names its product related to glutathione S-transferase. Gene Ontology annotation, cellular component: cytoplasm. Lineage: Eukaryota; Fungi; Ascomycota; Dothideomycetes; Mycosphaerellales; Mycosphaerellaceae. The record is from RefSeq and is a predicted model, not a curated record. The transcript is spliced from 3 exons. Bases 1 to 702 code for a protein of 233 amino acids.